AUGGAUCUAUUUCUGCAGUUAAGCUCCACUGCCAUUGUCUUUUCAAUUAUAUGUUUCUACAGCGUAUUGCUUAGAAGGUCAAAAGGUACUGAAGUUAGCAAGACAAGAAAUGCUCCUGAACCAGCUGGCGCAUGGCCGAUUAUUGGCCACCUCCACCUAUUAGCUGGUGGUGAUCAGCUACUUUACCGAACGCUUGGAGCAAUGGCAGAUAAGUAUGGGCCAGCAUUCAAUGUCCGCCUGGGAAGUCGAUGUGCCUUUGUUGUUAGUAGUUGGGAAGUAUUUAAGGAAUGCUUCACGACCAACGACAGGGCCCUAGCUUCCCGUCCUACAACAACUGCAGCAAAGCUCAUGGGCUAUGACUGUGCUGUGUUUGGAUUUGCACCUUACAGUCCAUUUUGGCGUGAGAUGCGAAAAAUUGCAACGCUUGAACUUCUUUCAAACCGUCGGCUUGAGAUGCUCAAGCAUGUUCGGAUUUCUGAAGUUGACAUGAGCAUGAGGCAGCUAUUCACUUUAUGGGCAAAGAACAAUUCCCUCCCUGUGCUUGUUGACCUUAAAAAGUGGUUAGAAGACAUAACACUUAACAUAGUUGUGAGAAUUGUGGCUGGAAAACGUUAUUUUGGCACAUCUGCUGAUUCUGAGGAAGCACGACACUGCCAGAAUGCAAUUAAUCGGUUCUUUCAUUUGAUUGGCAUAUUUACAGUCUCAGAUGCAGUUCCGCAAUUUGGGUGGCUAGAUUUUCGGGGCCAUAAGAAGGCAAUGAAGAAGACCGCUAAAAAGCUGGAUGCCAUACUCAAAGGCUGGCUGGAGGAGCAUCGACAAAGAAGAGUCUCUGGGGGAAUCAAGGAUCAGCAGGACUUCAUUGACGUCAUGCUGUCACUUCAUGAGGAAGGAAAACUCUCAAAGUUUCAGUAUGAUGAAAAUAUCAGUAUCAAGUCUACCUGCCUGGCACUUAUCCUUGGAGGUAGUGACACCACAUCAGGCACGCUUGCAUGGGCCAUCUCCUUGCUCUUAAAUAACCCCCAAAUGUUGAAGAAAGCACAAGAUGAAUUGGACCAGAAAGUUGGUAUGGAGCGGCUAGUUAAUGAGUCAGAUAUAAAAGACCUGGUUUAUCUGCAAGCUAUCAUCAAAGAAACCCUCCGCUUAUACCCAGCUGGUCCUCUUUUAGGGCCACGGGAAAGUAUGGAAGAUUGCACUCUUCAUGGGUACCAUGUUCCAGCUGGUACACGAUUGGUUGUAAAUGUUUGGAAGAUUCACAGGGAUCCAAAGGUUUGGCCAGAGCCAUCUGCUUUCCAACCAGAGAGAUUUCUGACUACCCAUGCAGACGUUGAUGUUAGAGGUCAACAAUUUGAGCUCGUUCCUUUUGGCUAUGGUCGACGCUCGUGCCCUGGUGUGACAUUUGCGCUGCAAAUCCUUCACUUAACACUUGCUCGACUCCUUCAGGCAUUUGAAUUGGCAACCCCUUUGGAUCAUCCUGUUGACAUGACAGAGAGUCCUGGUUUAACCAUUCCAAGAGCCACACCAUUGGAGGUUCUCCUUUCCCCUCGCCUCCCUGCCAAGCUCUAUGACUGA
Mangifera indica (mango) is the source of this 1569-nucleotide messenger RNA. RefSeq names its product xanthotoxin 5-hydroxylase CYP82C4-like. The record is from RefSeq and is a predicted model, not a curated record. NCBI's taxonomy places the organism in Eukaryota, Viridiplantae, Streptophyta, Magnoliopsida, Sapindales, Anacardiaceae. The coding region runs from base 1 to 1569 and encodes 522 amino acids. Gene Ontology annotation, molecular function: monooxygenase activity; heme binding; oxidoreductase activity, acting on paired donors, with incorporation or reduction of molecular oxygen. The transcript is spliced from 2 exons. Gene Ontology annotation, biological process: defense response to other organism.